AUGGCCGACAAAAGAGUUAAUGUGCUUGUCUACUCGGGCAAUGGUUCUACUGUCGAAUCUGUCCGUCACUGUCUCUGGUCCUUGCGCCGGCUUCUCGGACCAAACUAUGCUGUCAUUCCCAUCACUGGAGAGUCUGUCCUCAAGGAACCAUGGACCGCAUCUUGUGCUCUGUUCGUCAUGCCUGGUGGUGCAGACGUAGGAUACUGCCGCACUCUGAAUGGUGAGGGCAACCGCAAGAUCUCUGCCUACGUCAACAAAGGUGGUGCUUACCUUGGUCUCUGUGCUGGUGGCUACUACGCAUGUAAGCGCUGCGAGUUCGAAGCUGGAAAGAAGGGUAUGGAAGUCUGUGGUGAUCGAGAGCUUGGCUUCUAUCCUGGUAUUUGCAGAGGUCUUGCUUUCCCUGGCUUCGUCUAUCACAGCGAAGCUGGUGCUAGAGCUGCAGAGCUGAGCGUCAAUAAGGAAGCUCUUAGCACCGUCGGUGGUGCUGUGCCCGAGACCUUCCGUUCCUACUACAAUGGUGGCGGUGUCUUUGUCGAUGCCGAGAAAUACAAGGAUCAAGGCGUGCAGGUUCUGGCAAGCUAUACCGAACGUCUCCACGUCAACUCUGGUGAGGGUACUGCAGCAGUAGUCUACCGCAAGGUCGGAGAAGGUUCUGUCGUCCUGACCGGCCCGCAUCCCGAAUUCGCCGCAGUCAACCUCACCAAGGGUGCUGACAAUCCGGCGUACCCGAGAAUUGUCGAGGCUCUUGCUGCAGACGACAAACAGCGUAGUGACUUCAUGAAGGCAUGUCUUGCCAAGCUAGGAUUGAAGCCUAGUCAAGACGACCAAGGUGUGCCGUCUCUAUCUCGCCUUCAUCUUUCUGCUACGGAAGCAUCAGACAUCUCAGAGAUUGUCUCUUCCUGGACUGAAGUCGUCGAGGAAGUCGAUGGCGAACAUGUCAUCAAAGGUGAGAAUGACACUUUCCGUCUGGAGAAGCAAAGUGGACCAUGGAAGAGCGAUAGCUCCAGCACUCUCAGUCUUCAGAAGAUCGCCGAUGCUCUACCUGCUGUGGUGAAAGACGCCCUCCCUACCGCACUGACUGGCUCUACCUCGAACACUGCCGAGAAAGAGGGCACCAAACAGGACACCGGUAUUGUCGACUACGACAAAGUGAUCAAAAAUCUCCUCAUCCACGACACCUCCCUCCCCGACACAAAACAAACCCCCUAUUUCAACCACCACGCCUACUUCUCAAACCUCGCCCACUACAAAAGCCGCCACCACCACAACACCUCCGAAUCAUUCGGCAACACGCUCCUCUACGGCGAAGUCGUGACCUCCACAAACACACUACUCGAAAAGAACCCCACCCUCCUCGCAAAGCUUCCCAUCGGCACAACAGCAACAGCAACCACCCAAGUCGCCGGCCGAGGACGAGGAAACAACGUCUGGGUAUCCCCACCCGGAAGCCUCAUGUUCAGCACAAUCCUCCACCACCCAAUCUCCCUCUCCUCCACCGCCCCAGUAGUGUUUAUCCAAUACCUCUGCGCCCUCGCCAUCGUCUCCGGCAUCCAAUCCUACGAUAGAAAUUACACCAAACUCCCCAUAAAACUAAAAUGGCCCAACGACAUUUACGCCCUCGACCCUUCAAAAGGCCCUCACGCAAACCCCUCGGAUCCAGCCUCUUAUGCGAAAAUCGGUGGUAUACUUAUCAACAGCAGUUAUUCAGGUGGUGAUUACACGCUUAUCUGUGGAAUCGGUAUAAACGUCACCAAUACCGCCCCAACAACCUCCCUAAACGCCCUCUGUCACGCCGCAAACCUAGCCCCCAUACAGCUUGAAAAACUCCUCGCGUCAAUCCUCGUAAACUUUGAAUCUCUAUAUCUUCGUUUCUGCCAUGGAGGUUUUUCACCGUUGUUGGAUCAGUAUUAUGGGAAUUGGUUGCAUUCGGGACAAAUCGUCACGCUGGAACAGGAAGGUGGUGUUAGAGCGAGGAUUGCGGGCAUCACGGGGGAUUGGGGUCUUUUGGUGGCCGAGGAGUUGGGUUGGGAGGAUAGACCUACGGGCAGGAAGUGGGAGUUGCAGAGUGAUAGUAAUAGUUUUGAUUUCUUCAAGGGUUUGUUGAAGAAAAAGACUUGA
Messenger RNA from Aureobasidium subglaciale EXF-2481, 2118 nucleotides. RefSeq lists its product as uncharacterized. The transcript has 3 exons. NCBI's taxonomy places the organism in Eukaryota, Fungi, Ascomycota, Dothideomycetes, Dothideales, Saccotheciaceae. Gene Ontology annotation, cellular component: cytoplasm. Gene Ontology annotation, molecular function: biotin--[biotin carboxyl-carrier protein] ligase activity. Gene Ontology annotation, biological process: protein modification process. Bases 1 to 2118 code for a protein of 705 amino acids. The record is from RefSeq and is a predicted model, not a curated record.